This is a messenger RNA of Thalassophryne amazonica, 1955 nucleotides long. It is a transcript of the gene gpia, whose product is annotated as glucose-6-phosphate isomerase a. NCBI's taxonomy places the organism in Eukaryota, Metazoa, Chordata, Actinopteri, Batrachoidiformes, Batrachoididae. Gene Ontology annotation, molecular function: glucose-6-phosphate isomerase activity; monosaccharide binding; carbohydrate derivative binding. The record is from RefSeq and is a predicted model, not a curated record. Gene Ontology annotation, biological process: glucose 6-phosphate metabolic process; gluconeogenesis; glycolytic process. Gene Ontology annotation, cellular component: cytosol.
CCUCCUGUGCACGAUCGCUUGCUCCACGCAGCGCCUGUGUUAACGUCGGUGUUUGCAGUCAGUAAACCUGGACCAUGGCACUAACUAAUGAUGAAAACUACAAGAAACUGGAACAGUGGUACAAAGAGAACGCGGGCGGCCUCAACAUGAGGGCGAUGUUUGACGCCGAUAAGGACAGAUUCAGCACAUUCAGCACAACGCUGCAGACAGAUGAUGGAGACAUCCUGCUGGACUAUUCCAAGAAUCUCAUCAACCAGGAAGUCAUGGAUAUGCUGCUUGCCAUGGCCACGUCGAGGGGUGUGGAGGAUGCCAGAACAAAGAUGUUCUCUGGAGAGAAAAUCAACUUCACAGAGGGCCGUGCUGUGCUGCACAUCGCCCUGCGCAACCGUUCCAACAAAGCCAUCCAUGUCGGCGGGAAAGACGUCAUGCCGGAGGUCAAUCGAGUGCUGGAAAAGAUGAAAGGCUUCUGUCACAGAGUGCGCAGUGGUGAGUGGAAGGGUUUCAGUGGGAAAACGAUCACUGAUGUCGUCAACAUUGGCAUUGGAGGCUCUGACCUGGUGAUGGUCACAGAGGCUCUGAAGCCUUACUCAGUCGGUGGACCUAAAGUUUGGUUUGUUUCCAACAUCGAUGCUCACAUGGCCAAGACCCUGGCCCAGCUCAGUGCAGAGACCACCUCUUCAAUCAUUGCAUCCAAGAUGUUUGGCAGUUCCACAUUGCCUUCAUCCAAGGGUUACAGUUUGGUUGUGCUCGACCUCACCACCCAGGAAACGAUCACCAACGCCGAGUCCGCCAAGGCCUGGUUCCUGCAGACUGCUAAGGAUCAAUCUGCUGUUGCCAAGCACUUUGUGGCGCUAUCCACCAAUUCAGUAAGUUAAAUGGAUUUCGGCAUUGACACGGAAAACAUGUUCGAGUUCUGGGAUUGGGUUGGAGGCCGUUACUCACUCUGGUCAGCCAUUGGUCUGUCCAUUGCCCUGCACAUAGGCUUUGAUAACUUUGAGCAGCUUCUUGGAGGUGCACACUGGAUGGACAAUCAUUUCUGCAGUGCUCCUCUACAAAAUAAUGUGCCCAUCCUGCUGGCACUGCUGGGCAUCUGGUACAUCAACUUCUUCCAGGCUGAGACUCAUGCCAUGCUGCCCUACGACCAGUACAUGCAUCGUUUUGCCGCCUACUUCCAACAGGGAGACAUGGAGUCCAACGGGAAGUACAUCACCAAAGAUGGCAGCCGUGUGAACUACCACACCGGUCCAAUUGUGUGGGGUGAGCCUGGAACCAAUGGUCAGCAUGCGUUUUAUCAGCUCAUCCAUCAAGGCACUCGAAUGAUUCCUGCUGAUUUCCUCGUUCCUGCUCAGUCACAGCAUCCAAUCAGGGACAACCUUCACCACAAGAUCAUGUUAUCCUGGUGGGCUAACUUUCUGGCCCAAACGGAAGCCCUGAUGAAGGGCAAAACUCCAGAAGAGGCUCGUAAAGAGCUGGAAGCCAGCGGCCUGGAAGGAGACGCUUUGGAGAAGCUGCUCCCUCAUAAAGUUUUCGAAGGAAAUAAGCCAAGCAACUCCAUAGUCUUCAAGAAGUUGACCCCGUUCAUUUUGGGAGCUCUGAUUGCCAUGUAUGAGCACAAGAUAUUUGUGCAGGGCGUCAUUUGGAACAUCAACAGCUACGAUCAGUGGGGCGUGGAGCUGGGAAAGCAGCUGGCCAAGAAGAUUGAGCCAGAGCUGAAGGACGACUCUGAGGUCACCUCCCACGACUCCUCCACCAACGGCCUUAUCAACUUCCUGAAGAAGAACUUUGCCUAGAACCUGUUGUGACCUUUGACUUGUCUGUGCUCGAGUCGUCCUCGUGUUGUCCCGUCACUGGCUAAAUUACUCUGCACUUGUGUUCCUCUGAGCACUUCGUCGUCUCCUGUCUUCAGUGUUGAUGUCAUUGUUCAUGUAGCGGUAAUUAAAGGGAAUUAUCAUGUG